Molecule: messenger RNA, 2452 nt
Organism: Aethalodelphis obliquidens (Pacific white-sided dolphin)
Lineage: Eukaryota; Metazoa; Chordata; Mammalia; Artiodactyla; Delphinidae
Gene: NDE1
Product: nudE neurodevelopment protein 1
Exons: 9
Coding region: 122-1081 (319 amino acids)
Biological process (GO): vesicle transport along microtubule; microtubule nucleation; cell migration
Cellular component (GO): centrosome; kinesin complex; kinetochore
Molecular function (GO): microtubule binding
Source: RefSeq, a predicted model, not a curated record
GGGCUGGAGGCCCGGGGCGCACCGCCCCCAGCCGCUGCCGCAGCCGUCGCCGUCGCGGUUCCUCACAGCCGGAGCCGGACAUCAUGAGACAAGAAUAGUAAUCUUUUCCCCUGUUUUCACAAUGGAGGACUCGGGAAAGACUUUCAGCUCCGAGGAGGAAGAAGCUAACUAUUGGAAAAACCUGGCUAUGACCUACAAGCAGAGGGCAGAGAACACGCAAGAGGAACUCCGAGAAUUCCAGGAGGGAAGCCGAGAAUAUGAAGCUGAAUUGGAGACGCAGCUGCAACAAAUUGAAACCAGGAACAGGGACCUGCUGUCAGAAAACAACCGCCUUCGCAUGGAGCUGGAAACCAUCAAGGAGAAGUUUGAAACGCAGCAUUCUGAAGGCUACCGGCAGAUCUCAGCCUUAGAGGAUGACCUUGCCCAGACAAAAGCCAUUAAAGAUCAACUUCAGAAAUACAUCAGAGAGCUGGAGCAAGCCAAUGAUGACCUGGAAAGAGCCAAACGGGCCACGAUCAUGUCUCUUGAGGACUUUGAACAGCGCUUGAAUCAAGCCAUUGAAAGAAAUGCCUUCCUGGAGAGCGAACUGGACGAGAAGGAGAAUCUCCUAGAAUCUGUUCAGCGACUGAAGGAUGAAGCCAGAGAUUUGCGGCAAGAAUUGGCUGUGCAGCAAAAGCAGGAGAAACCCAGGACCCCCAUGCCCAGCUCUGUGGAAGCUGAAAGGACAGACACAGCUGUACAGGCCACUGGUUCCGUGCCAUCCACCCCCAUAGCUCAUCGAGGACCCAGCUCUAGCUUAAACACACCUGGGACAUUCAGACGUGGUCUGGACGACUCCACUGGGGGGACCCCCCUCACGCCAGCGGCCCGGAUAUCUGCCCUCAACAUUGUGGGAGACCUGCUGCGGAAAGUGGGGGCUCUGGAGUCCAAACUUGCUUCCUGCCGGAACUUCGUGUAUGAUCAGUCCCCAAACCGACCCAGUGGCCCAGCCUCAGGGUGGGGGAGCAAGAACAGAGACGGCGGCGACAGACGGCCAGGCAGCACCAGCGUGCCUCUGGGUGACAAAGGGAGAGAAAAUUGAGACCCAGUGAGACACUGCUCCCGACCUUGAUAUUCACUCUUAUAACUUUGUGGGGCCCCGUGCUAGCCAGUCUAUAGCAGCUGUAAUGUCCGCCUAAUUUGGUUUGCUCUGUCUGAAGGUUGGGAAAACGCCUGGAAUUUGGGAAGUCGCCUUCAAAUAUUUCCUCACCAUCGCUGCCGUCAGCCCAGGGUGUAGUCAAGAUGUUGCUUUAGGAAAUCCACGGAAGCCAAGGUCCCGGUGUCUGUGCAGGAGUCAUUUUAUCCUCCUUCCCUCUUUAAACUAGGUUUUUGUUUUUUUUUAAGUUAGUUUGAGAUAUACGAGCAAGCAGUCGCACUAGCCAGUGACGGUGGGGAGUGGGGAUCGCCUGUGGCCCCGGGUGGUCGUCCCCAGGAAAUGCCAUCUCAUAACCCCUGGCCUCCUUGUCGGGGUGUUGCCAAUGGACAGGGACAAAGCGGACCCUCUGGAAAUGGCGACGUGGGUGCUGAGGCUGCUCCAUCAUUUUCAGCAGACCUGAGUCCUGAUUGGUCUUGAGAGGUGUUUUUCAUGACCGGGGACACCUAUAAAGUGGGGUCUGAGCCCAUCUCAGGCUCACUCCGGCCCCCACUUUGCUGGAGCUUCUUCCAGAACAAAAUCUCCAGUGCUCUUUGGCACAGCAGGGAUCAGUGCACUGAAAUCACAUCUAGGGGUGAAGAACAGAACAGGCAUGUACCUUUUAUUUAAACUGUGGUGUGGUGUACCUCUGAGACGUUUUAAUCUGCCUCUCACUGAGUCUUUUAGAGGCAUGCUUGAGUUUCAGAGUACGUUUUGUGGGACCAGGUCAGUGGAAACUCUGUGUCCUCUUUAGACCAAUCCUGGCUGUAAGUUGUCCUGAGCCCCUCUGUCCUGGCCUGGGGGUGACCUCUGCUUCAGGACCCUUAGGGUCUCUGGGGUGUGAUGGCCCCUAAGAACAGGACUUCAUUCAAAGCCUUGGUGAAAUAAUUGGGGUGACCUUCGGAUAAGAUUAAACCACCAAGACUGUCGGUGGGAGGUUCCUUACUAAAGAAGAAACGAACCCAGGAUUUCCACACAGAUGGCGUGCAGCUCAUCCCUGCUGGUUGUGAACGGCAGUCUCACAAUUUGGACGCAAGUAAAAAGAACACAUGAAUUCCAGCGCGUGCGUGCAGCUUAACGGCCUUCUGUUACUAAGUUAUUUUUCCAAAAGAACAGCAAAAAUAUCCUUGAGUUGAAAACAGAACUUUUCAAAUGCUACUGAAAUUCAGCAGAGAAUUAAACUUGAGUGCCCACUUCGUUGCCCUGGCAACAUUCUAACCUAUAUCGGUAAAAGAUGUACUUCUAUUUUUUUAAAAGAACAAUAAAAUCAAGAGAAACUGA